AAGAAAAGCAAGAAGAAUAAAAGUGUUGUUCGACUUUUUGCAUAAUUUAUAAAGCAAAAGUGGCGAGCAAUAAUGGUGCAAAAACUGAAUUCUCCUCAACACCCGCAUACCACUUUCCUUCACCAUAUCAAAUUCAUCCACCAUCACCGAAUAACCAAAUAUAUACCCCUAAAAAUCCUCAAAAACACCAAAGUAUAAUCAAAUUGCUACUGUUCUCCUACCUUCCAUCGAUAAAUUCAUACAUACAUACAUACAUACCCAAAACCUCUUUUAUACCCUAACAAAAUCCGGGUGAUAAUUCGUUUCGCGGGAAGGGUUUCAAGUUUAUCGAUCAGGGUUUCAACUUUCAAGGAGUUGUGGUGGGAAAGGCCCAGAAUUGGCGGGAAUCCUGUUGAGUAAUUGCAUGCCUAAUUAAUAGGAUUUCUGUUUUAAUGGCGAAUCCAUCUGGAAACGGGACGCAUAAUAACGACGCGGCUCACCCGAGUCACAACGGCGGCAGUUCGGUGCCGGAGCCGGCGUUGCAGCAGAAUCCUGGUGUUUCUGUUGAUUGGACUCCCGAUGAACAGUCAAUUUUGGAAGAUGGUCUUGCCCAGUAUGCAUCUGAAUCAAACAUCAUCCGUUAUGCAAAGAUUGCUGUGCAAUUACAAAACAAGACUGUGCGGGAAGUGGCUUUGAGGUGCAGAUGGAUGUUUAAACGGAAUAUUGGCAAAAGAAAUAAAGAAGAUUACAUCUUGACAAGGAAAAGUAAAGAUAGAAAGGAAAUACUGAAUGAUCAUUUGCCAAGUACAUCUCAUUUACCAACUCAAAGUGGGUCAUCUUCAUAUGCUCCAGAAGUGGUGGGAAAUGGACAUCAAAACGAUAUAAUUUACAGUGUUCUUGCCAGUCCAGCUGGACAACUUCUCAAGGAAAGCGCAAAAGCUCUAGAGCAGAUUUCUGCAAAUUUUGAGACUCAUCAGGUACUUGAGAAUAUCAGUCUCCUUUACCAAGUUCAAAAAAACAUUCGACAUAUCUUGAACACUUUAAGUGACACGCCUGAGAAACUAAGGCAGAUGCCACCACUUCCAGUGAAGCUGAACGAAGCUCUUUUUCACUCUUUACUUCCCCGUGCGCCAUUGCAGCAGCAGAUGUAAUGAUUUGUUGAAUUUCUUAAAAACCAUUAAGAAAUAAUAAACUUUCUAAUAUUUAUUUUAAGCAGUAAAUAGAGGAAUAAUAUUUAGUAUAUCAUUUAACAUUCGGAGUUUGGAAUUAGGGUUUCGUAGUUGGAAAUUUGAAAACUACUUUUACCGAAUUUUUGUGGUAGUAGCA
Messenger RNA from Lactuca virosa, 1305 nucleotides. NCBI's taxonomy places the organism in Eukaryota, Viridiplantae, Streptophyta, Magnoliopsida, Asterales, Asteraceae. The record is from the annotation of a GenBank genome assembly.